This is a messenger RNA of Malania oleifera, 3313 nucleotides long. Its product is annotated as pentatricopeptide repeat-containing protein At3g51320. The transcript is spliced from 8 exons. The coding region runs from base 1305 to 3101 and encodes 598 amino acids. Gene Ontology annotation, biological process: RNA modification. Gene Ontology annotation, molecular function: protein binding; RNA binding. The record is from RefSeq and is a predicted model, not a curated record. Lineage: Eukaryota; Viridiplantae; Streptophyta; Magnoliopsida; Santalales; Ximeniaceae.
AAGCACCCAAAACCCUCACUGCCCCCCACCCACUCGCGAUAGAGGCCAAGCAAUUAGGGUUCGUAAAUCCUCUGCACCAUAGCUGACAAACAUUUCUUCAACGAGGAGCUGAAGCCCCAACUCUCAUUUUCUCGCCAUUUUCUUCUAUCUUCAAUUCUUUGCGAGGAAAAGGAAAAGUUGGAUCUUCUCUUCAGGUACUAUCAGAGUGACCCCAAGUUCACCAUCACUACUUACACCUCCAUUGGAGUAUUUAAAAUUUAAAUCAAGCUACUAGUGGAUCUGCAGAUCGAUCGAGCUAGCUAGAGUGGAGACUUCACCCGGAAACUUGCUUAAUCUUCUGCAUUCAUUCUUCUUAGUAUUUGUCUAAUCUGAAAAAUCAAUCAAGAAAUAAAGUUGAUGGAAGCGUUCCUCUGAAUCGUUGGCACCAAGUUGGUACUGGUGGAAUAGGAAAUGUGGUACUGUACUGAUGGGGCCAAGCUUACAUGCAUUCCUUUCAUUUAGAGUUGGACGCUCAAGAGAAUGAGUAUUUAGGAACUGAAAAAAAUAUUUAAGAGAGAGUAGAGAGAAGCCGAACGUGUUUCUUUUCCUCCUAGUUGAAAUCGACGGCGAGAUGGGACAAGCAAUCUUUCCUCGCAGUAUCCAACGGUGGAGAUUAGCCCACCAGAAAACAAGCACCCAAAACCCUCACCGCUCCCCUCUCGCGAUGGAGGGUUCGCGAGUCCUCUGCACCAUCCGCUGAUAAACAUUUCUUCAACGAGGAGCUGAAGCCCCGACUCUCAUUUUCUCGCCAUUUUCUUGGAUCUUCACUUCUUUGCGAGGAAAAAAAAAAGUUGGUUAAGGGCCCUGGUCUCUACUCCGACGUCGGCAAGAAAGCCAGAGAUAUUCUCUGCAGGGACUAUCAGAGUGACCACAACUUCACGAUCACUACUUACACCUCCACUGGAGUAAUCGAUCUAGAGCUAGCUAGAGUGGAGACUUUACCCAGAAACUUGCUUAAUCUUCUGCAUUCAUUCUUCUCUGUAUUUUUCUAAUCUGAAAAAUCAAUCAAGAAAUAAAGUUGAUGGAAGCAUUCCUCUGAAUCGUUGGCACCAAGUUGGUACUGGAGGAAUAGGAAAAGGAAAUGUGAGGUGCAAGCUUCGAUCUCUAUAUCUGAUCGGAAUCCUUCAACGCUCUCUCUUUCUCAGCCUCGAUUUCUCCUUUUUUUUUCGAAACGAAUAGCCAGUGGAGGCUUUCAAUCUUCUCUCCUCAACGCAGCAGUGGGAAGUCAAGUAUCAGACGAUCAACGAAACAUGGGUUCCAGAUGAAUGGCAAGAAUCUCAAUACGAGGAACCUCUCAUAUUAGAAACUUGUUUCUCUCUCAUCCCACUGCACUUCCCUCCAGAUGUGCUCUCUAUUCUUCUGCCUUUAGCUCUUCAUCGUCUAAGGAUAGCACAACUUGUCUCUACCAUUCCAUCGUUGCUCUCUUCAAAACAUGUCAAAACACAAGACACUUGUUUCAAAUCCAAGCUCACUUGAUCACCUCGGGGCUAUUUCUCAACCCUUUUCUCGCCGCCAGAGUUCUCCAACACUCUGCAGAUUACUGCGACAUCAACUACACCGUGUUGGUUUUUGGAUUCAUUGAAUUACCCCACACUUAUUGCAUAAAUACCCUCAUCAAGGCGUACUCAGUUAGCGAUGUGCCCCACGAAGCUGUGUCAUCCUAUUUUGAGAUGUUGCGGAAUGGGUUCUUCCCUAACAGCUUCACUUACCCUCCGCUAAUUAGUUCUUGCGCCAAAGAUGGUCGGUUGGAAAAUGGGAAGAAAUGCCAUGGGCAGGCUAUUAAGAACGGCGUUGAUGAUGUACUGCCAGUGUGUAACUCGUUGAUUCACAUGUACAGUAGUUGUGGUGAUGUUGAAACGGCCGUGCAGAUGUUUGAUAGAAUGUCUCAAAGGGAUUUGGUGUCUUGGAAUUCGAUUGUUGAUGGGCAUGCUAGAUUUGGAGACUUGAGUGUUGCGCGCAGGCUGUUUGGGGCAAUGCCACAGAGAAAUGUGAUUUCUUGGAACAUAAUGAUUGUUGGGUAUUUGAGAGAUGGGAACCCGGGGUGUGGGUUGAAGUUAUUUAGGGGAAUGACGAAUAAAGGAAUGAGAGGGAAUGAUACCACGAUGGUAAGUGUGCUUACUGCUUGUGGUCGAUCAGCUAGAUUGAAGGAAGGCAGAUCAGUUCAUGGGGCUCUUGUGAGGACACUCCUAAAAUCGAGUUUAAUCGUGAAUACUGCUUUGAUUGAUAUGUAUAGCAAAUGCCGGAGGGUGAGUGUUGCGCAGAAAGUGUUUGACGGGAUGAUUGAGAGGAAUUUGGUUUGCUGGAAUGCAAUGAUUCUGGGGCAUUGCAUUCAUGGGAAUCCAGAAGACGGGCUUAAUCUGUUUGCAGAAAUGGUGGAUAGAUUGAGGUAUGUAGAUGAAGAUGGAAUGAUCGACUUUCCUAAGGCAAUGAAUUCAGAUAAAGGAGGAGUUUUCCCAGAUGAAAUUACCUUUGUUGGUGUUUUGUGUUCUUGUGCCCGCGCUGGAUUGUUGAUACGGGGAAAAAAUUACUUUAGCCAAAUGAUUAAUCAAUUUUGUAUAAAGCCCACUUUUGCACAUUACUGGUGCAUGGCCAAUCUCUUUGCUGGUGUUGGGCUAAUUCAAGAGGCAGUUGAAACCUUAAAGAGCAUGCCAUUGGAUGAUGCAAAUGCAUCACAACAAUCCACAAUUUGGGCUGGUUUGCUCGGUUUAUGUCGUUUCCAAGGAUAUGUAACUUUGGGAGAGCAAAUAGCCAAGUCUUUGAUCAAAUUAGAACCUCAAAAUUUGUCAUACUAUGCGUUGUUAUUGAAUAUCUAUGCUGUGGCAGGCCAAUGGGAUGAUGUUGCUAGGGUGAAAGAGAUUAUGAAGGUUAAAGGAUUUGGAGAAAUGCCGGGUUGUAGUCUCAUGGACUUGAAAAAAAUUGUUCACGAGUUCAAAGUGGGAGAUCGAUGGCAAAUGGGGGUGGAGGAGGUAGGCAUGGUGAUCAAUACACUUGCUCAGCGACUAAACUCGUCAACCACUGGUUCACAACCACAACCACUGUUGGAGACACAAGUCAAAAGUUAGUGUCAACCCCAUUACAUGUGAAAAAUAAAAUUGCCUGGAUAUGGAUUGUCUAGUCAGGAUGAUGCAUCUCCUAACUUUUUUGUUCUAAAUUUUGGUUGAGAAAAUGAUUCAUUAAUCCCAUCUUAAAAUUAUUGUGAUAUGGCUUAUCAUGCGAGAAUAAUGUUGAUGAUAAUUGUGAUGAAUUGAAUUGAAUUGAAUUUUUUUAAAAAGUA